This is a messenger RNA of Heterotrigona itama, 3590 nucleotides long. The record is from the annotation of a GenBank genome assembly. Lineage: Eukaryota; Metazoa; Arthropoda; Insecta; Hymenoptera; Apidae.
CGAGCUCAGACAGAGUUUAGCAAGCGAAUAGUGAACAUUGUGUUUACUGCAAGUAAAACCAAACGACUACGACUUAUUGUUACAUAUAUACGAAACGAACGAUACAAAGCGAUAAAACAUGUCGAAAGCCCCAGCAGUUGGAAUUGACUUGGGCACCACGUAUUCAUGCGUCGGUGUUUUCCAACAUGGAAAAGUUGAGAUCAUUGCAAAUGAUCAAGGAAAUCGAACGACGCCAAGUUAUGUCGCCUUCACAGACACAGAAAGAUUGAUCGGCGACGCGGCCAAAAACCAGGUCGCCAUGAACCCGAACAACACCAUUUUCGACGCGAAGAGAUUGAUUGGCCGCCGCUUCGAUGAUGCAACGGUACAAAGUGACAUGAAGCAUUGGCCCUUCACGGUGGUGAACGAUGCAGGCAAACCAAAAAUCAAGGUUUCGUACAAGGGUGAAACGAAGUCCUUCUUCCCUGAAGAAGUAUCUUCGAUGGUACUUACGAAGAUGAAAGAAACAGCAGAGGCGUAUUUAGGAAAGAUUAUCACCAACGCUGUCAUCACCGUUCCUGCAUACUUCAAUGACUCUCAGAGACAAGCUACCAAAGAUGCAGGAGCAAUAGCAGGCUUAAACGUUUUGAGAAUAAUCAACGAACCAACCGCGGCGGCGAUAGCUUAUGGUUUAGACAAAAAGUCUUCAGGAGAGAAGAACGUAUUGAUCUUUGACUUGGGAGGUGGCACCUUCGAUGUCUCCAUUCUGACUAUUGAAGAUGGUAUCUUUGAAGUCAAGUCGACGGCAGGCGAUACUCACCUCGGCGGAGAAGACUUCGACAAUCGAAUGGUGAAUCACUUUGUUCAGGAGUUCAAGAGGAAAUACAAGGACUUGAGUUCGAAUAAGAGGGCGCUUAGACGAUUGAGAACCGCGUGCGAAAGGGCUAAGAGAACGUUGAGCUCGUCAACGCAAGCCAGUAUCGAGAUAGAUUCUCUUUUCGAGGGCAUUGAUUUCUACACAUCGAUCACCAGAGCAAGAUUCGAAGAACUUUGCGCGGAUCUAUUCAGAAGCACAUUGGAACCGGUUGAGAAGGCUCUGAGAGAUGCCAAGAUGGACAAGGCACAUGUUCACAGUAUCGUUCUAGUCGGCGGAUCUACCAGGAUACCAAAAAUCCAGAAAUUACUGCAAGACUUCUUCAAUGGGAAAGAGUUGAACAAGUCCAUCAAUCCUGACGAAGCUGUUGCCUAUGGCGCAGCUGUACAGGCUGCCAUUUUGCACGGUGACAAAUCUGAAGAAGUCCAAGACUUACUGUUACUGGACGUCACGCCAUUGUCUCUGGGUAUAGAAACAGCUGGUGGUGUGAUGACAACUUUGAUCAAACGGAACACAACGAUACCGACCAAGCAAACUCAAACCUUUACCACGUAUUCUGACAAUCAACCUGGUGUAUUGAUCCAAGUAUACGAAGGAGAGAGAGCUAUGACCAAAGACAAUAAUAUUCUCGGCAAAUUCGAGCUUACUGGCAUUCCACCUGCACCUAGGGGCGUACCUCAGAUCGAAGUCACAUUCGAUAUCGAUGCUAAUGGUAUUCUGAACGUCUCUGCCGUUGAGAAAUCAACUGGAAAGGAGAACAAGAUUACCAUCACGAACGACAAGGGGCGAUUAUCGAAGGAAGAUAUCGAAAGGAUGGUGAACGAAGCAGAAAGAUACCGCAACGAAGAUGAACAACAACGCGAUAGGGUAUCCGCCAAGAAUGCUUUGGAAUCUUAUUGCUUCAACAUGAAGAGUACAAUGGAGGAUGAGAAGAUCAAAGAUAAGAUCGAUUCAUCUGACAAGCAGAAGAUCAUCAAUAAAUGCAACGAAGUAAUCUCGUGGUUGGACGCGAAUCAACUAGCGGAGAAGGAGGAAUUCACCGAUAAACAGAAAGAAUUGGAGGCCGUCUGCAAUCCUAUUGUUACUAAAUUGUACCAAGGCGGAGCCCCACCUGGUGGAUUCCCUGGUGCUGCUCCAGGAGGUGGUAGCGCAGGUGCUGGAGGACCAACAAUCGAAGAAGUUGAUUAAAUACAAUAACAUUGACCACUGAACUGAGCAUCUUUUUACGCUUCAUUUUAUUUAUUUCUUUCAACUGUACAGUCAUCAACAUCAAUUUUCAUACUCGUUUUACAUUAGUAAUAUAUAUAUUGUGAGAUCAGAGACUUUAUUUUGCUGUAAGAAAAUAUUUAAAUUCGUAAUAUAUACAUAAUUUAUUUGUUACAAAAGAAUCGUGUGUACUUGUAUUAUCUAUAUUAUCCUUCUACUUGCACACAUUUACUUUACCUACGUAUGAAAGAUUUAUCUCAAUAUAGAUAGAGCUCUCCUUCUUCUCUGCAGCGCUCAUGUAGAUCCUGGACAGUGAUGAAAGCAUUCGUAGAGCACAACAGCAGAUCAACUUCAUAAAUUUCAUUCACUGUCAUUAUUAUGUAACACAUGACUGCAAGAAACCAUAAAGCUAAAGCUAAAGUUAAAGAACAUAAAAUUCUCACAAAAUUGUUUCAUAGUGGCACAGAGUGAGGGGACAAGAAAAGUAAUUUCUCUUUUGAUAAGAAGAGCGAGGAAAAGCCAAUUUUGGCUUAGAUAUUAAAUUCUGUUCUUCAGCCAGAAGGAUGCACGCUCUGUUCCACUUACGUCACCCACUCUGAAUUUAUGCGCCAAGAAAGAUGCCAGCAUUCUGCAUACGUGCCGUUAUGCAAUCUAAUUUUCUUCUAAUUUUCCUUCAAUCUUCAAGGCGAUCCAAUAUGACAGUUUUGACUGUCUGAUCAUCUCGUUGAUCGCUCUGAAUCUGUGGCAGAUCAUAUACACGAUCGAACACGAAGCUGUUCGCUAUAAUCUGUGCGAUUGUCUAAUAAAGAAGUAGAUCAGACGUAAAGAUUUGGUCAGGUGCAAUGAAGUAAUAAUAAAGACCGUGAACAGUUAAUGAUACUGGACAAUAGUGUUAUAAAAAUGGCCGAGAUCUGAUUUUCAUCGAUCGACAAUUCUCUACCAAUAUUCUGACCCAACGACUCCAACAUCUUCAUCAAUUCAGGCCAUUUAUCGUAAUGUCUCAUUAUGUGAUAAACGUAAUAAAUAGGCUGCAAAGUGGCACACGGUUUUGUUCAUGCAGUACAUGAUACUUCGAAUAGCUCGCUGAAUUAUUUGCCAAAAUUUGCAAAGUCCAUUGCACUGUACGCUGAAGUGGAUUGCUCGUGGGACGAUGGUGAUCCAUUUUGGACAAUUUAUCGGUCUGGCACCUACACCUAGUAAACAAGAAACGUACAUUAUUGGACGUGUGUUCUAGUUUCCUUGGAUUAUCCUUCACUCGAAUGUCAAUCUCCUCCUCCAUGAUGAACUAAUUCUUAUUAUUAAAUGAAAGUUUAUAACUGGUAGAAACGAGGUGUUCAAUUCUCAGAAGCGACGUAGACCAUCGAGUCUUCAAUUGGAGGAUUCUUGGCCCGCACGGUUUACUAGUAAAUUCGAGUCGGAUAACGCGAAGAAAUUCAUACAGAAUUUAAUAAGUUUCAAUGGGAUUUGUGCGUGCCACUUACACUUUCAUUGAAAGUGGAGUAGGCAUUAAAUCAAAAAAAAAAAAAAAAAA